Leptidea sinapis is the source of this 1897-nucleotide messenger RNA. RefSeq names its product jupiter microtubule associated homolog 1. Gene Ontology annotation, cellular component: nucleus. The transcript is spliced from 3 exons. NCBI's taxonomy places the organism in Eukaryota, Metazoa, Arthropoda, Insecta, Lepidoptera, Pieridae. Bases 177 to 587 code for a protein of 136 amino acids. The record is from RefSeq and is a predicted model, not a curated record.
UGACAGCCAUUUGAGAUCCGCCAAACGUCAAUCCGGCUUUUUACUUUGUUGAGCGCUGCUCCGUCAUUGCCAUUCGCCAUUCGUCUUGAGAUAUUCCUGUGGAGUGCGCUUUGUCUAUCGUCGAGUCCUGUCCUUUUCAUUGUUUCAAGAGAAAGCGUCCAACUGUUGAUUUCAAAAUGACUUCCACAUCGUUCAACGUUGGUCUGAAUGACGAUACGCGUCUAUCGAGCAGGGUGCUUCGCCCCCCUGGCGGCGGACACACUGACAUCUUCGGGGGAGAGGCUGAGAUACCGAGGGGGCGCCGUGCCGCGCCCGCCCCCGCUGGUAGUGUAUUCAUUGGUGAUGAGCCAGCCAAACCCGCUAAAGCUGCUGAACCAAGUCAAAAUGGAUCUGGUGAGGUUUCAACGCCCACUGCACCUGAAGAGUCACCCAAAUCUCUUCAAAUUGAAACCAAGGCUGAACCUCAACAAGAAGCCAGAGCUGAACCGAAACAGGAGAGCACUUCGAAGCCUGCUGAGCAAGCAAAGCUUGAGGCCCCCAAGAGAGUAAGAGUACCUCCUGGUGGUUUCUCAUCAGGACUCUGGUAAAGAAAUUAGCGCUUGGGACCCUCUAUACUGUGCCUUAUUCAUUCAACAAUAUGUAGACUGUCUCGGAAUGUUCUAGAAUACACUAGUGGAAUUAGACUAGAAGAUUAAUGUGAAUUAAUAGAGCCCUCUCUACGAGUUUUGGGAUACUCAAACUGGGAUAUGCAUUAAUAAUCUGGUCCAAAUCCAUUGCUAGAUUGUUCUAGAAUGUGUGCCAAUUGGUAAAUUGAAUGAUGAAUUAUGAUGAAUGAUGAAUUUAUGUUUAUUUCUUUUAACAUCUUAAAUUGUUGCUUUGUGUCGAGACAUUUGAUAAGGUUUUGUCGGAUUAUGGUUAUGUUUAUGUAUGUUAUGUAUGUGUGUCUGUGCAUCCACAGCCCAUUUUAUAAUUUCAGUACUGUCUGUAUGUACCAAGAGGACCCUGGCUUCAUGUUCCAUUUGUGAAAAAACAUUCUAGGUGAUUUCAGUAUUCACUCAUUCCUUGAGCAGGGAGCUAGAUUUAUCCAUAAAUUAAAGCCACAGUAUAGUAACUGAUAUUUGUAAAUUGGGCUUGUGUAUUAAGAUUUGUUUACAUAUUGUGAAUCUGAUAACUAACGGGUUAUAUUUUUAUUGGAUUGUGAUGACCUUUUAUAAGGACAAAAUUAUAAUAGUGUCCUAAUUAUCUGUAUGUGAUGAAAAUAAAUGUAAAUUUGCUCCAAAGACUGAUUCCUUACAUCAGAUGUCAGUUCUAUCCAAUGUGAUGUCAAUUGGAGGGAUUAUUAACACUAUCUGGCAAUCCAGUAAUUAUAUGAUCCGUUAAAAAUGAAUAUAUGAGUUGAUAAAAUAUAUAAAACUGUGUUACUGGCAGACGGUCCCAUGCUUGUAGCUUGUAAUGUAUAAAUCCUCGCAGGGAUUUUUAUUUACUCAACCGUCGUAUAUCUUUAAUGUUUAUAAUGUCAACUAUUUUAACUUUGCUUGUGUCAACGUGGCAUUUACUAGCCAACUCUCUAUUAGACUAAUCUUGUGAUGUCACAAUAUAUUAUUGGUAGAUACUAACGAAUUUCUAGAUAGAUUUUUAAUAAUUUUGAUUGAUUGACAGUGAUCGAUGGCUUAAUCUUGUUGGCCGUACAACAAGUUGUAUAAAGCAGUUGGCUUGCCAGUUGCUGGUAUAGGCUACUAUUUAGCGGCUUAUUCGCUUGCUGUGAGCUGUAUUCACAAAUGAAAUGUGACAUACUGAUUUGUACUUAAGGACUAUUAAUUGCGUUUAUUAAAUUUAAUGCGGUUAUGUAUAUUUUAUGACGGUAUUUUUAUAUGACAUAAAUGCUACGAAUUUUCAA